ACAACACACACACACACGCACAUACACACUCACACACACACUCACACGCGGCGCGCAGACACGCUCCCUCCCUCGGCGCGCUCUGCCCCUGCCCGCCAGCCCGCCGCGCACGCAGCCCGCCCCGCGCCCGCCCCGCGCCCGCGGCUCCGCGAAACCCGGCCGUGCCCGAGCUGCUCAUGGAGAAAGUGCCGGGCGAGAUGGAGAUUGAGCGCAGGGAGCGCAGCGAGGAGCUGUCCGAGGCGGAGAGGAAGGCGGUGCAGGCGACGUGGGCCCGGCUCUAUGCCAACUGCGAGGAUGUGGGGGUGGCCAUCCUGGUGAGGUUCUUUGUGAACUUCCCGUCGGCCAAGCAGUACUUCAGCCAGUUCAAGCACAUGGAGGAUCCCCUGGAAAUGGAGCGGAGUCCCCAGCUGCGGAAGCACGCCUGCCGGGUCAUGGGGGCCCUCAACACCGUGGUGGAGAACCUGCACGAGCCCGAGAAGGUUUCCUCAGUGCUGGCCCUGGUGGGCAAGGCCCACGCCCUCAAGCACAAGGUGGAGCCCAUGUACUUCAAGAUCCUCUCCGGGGUCAUCUUGGAGGUGAUUGCCGAGGAGUUUGCCAGCGACUUCCCGCCCGAGACACAGAGAGCCUGGUCUAAGCUGCGAGCCCUCAUCUAUAGUCACGUGACUGCCGCCUACAAGGAAGUGGGCUGGGUACAGCAGGUCCCCAACGCUAGCACCCCGCCAGCUACGCUGCCCUCCUCAGGGCCCUAGGGCCUCUUCUCUCCUCCCCCCUCCCUGGCAGCACCUUGAGCAGCAGGCUGAGUUCUGAAGACCCUCCUUGACUCUCCAUUUCUGGGUGCCAAGGACGCUGAAGGAAUCCCUGAAUCGUCUUCUCAGAGAGACACCACCUUGCCGUGGCCACAGUUCCCCCCUGGAGUCGCCGGGAGGCAGAGCCGGAGCUUAGAUGCUGACCCCAGCUGGGGUGGCCUUUGGGGCCUUGGGGGACCCUUCCUUCUUGAAAAGCCAGGGCACCCCCCCACCCCUUCUUAGCUUUUCUACUCACCAUUAGAGACCCAGCUAAGUGUCUGGCCAGAGCCGGGGACAGGUCUAGGAGUCAGUCGAGGAACAAGCCAACCCAGUCCCGAUCUGCCUAACCAGCAUGCGGGUCUCCACAUUAGUCUAUCUAGAGCAUCACGCACACGCACCUCCCAUAUAUACAGAUAUAUUCUCUAUACCGCCUCUAUAAAAAAAUAUAUAUAUAUAUACACACACGUGCAUAUCUCUAACGUUAAUCUCUAGGAGCUGGAGCCGGCAGGAAGCCCACCUCUGUGUGUGUGGCAGGGCAGGGUCAUGGUCACACGUCUGGGCAGAGAACAGAGUGUCCUGACUUGCAGGGGAGGGGGAUCCCCACAUUGGCACAGAGCAGAUGGGGCGGCCUCUGGGCAGGGUUAGGGUGGCCCAGCUUGCCUGUAAAGCCCAGCUCCUUCUCUAAGCAGCUCUCCAAUCCCUGCUUUUCACUUCUAAGCCAAAAGGUUUUGCCCUUCUCCCUCACCUCUACUACCCAUUAGUCUGGGCUCCCUGAUUUGGCCCCACUUACCCCAUACCCCACCUCCCCAUCCCAGAAUGGACAAAGGCAGACUUUCUGUUCAGGAGAGAACACCACACUGGGGGAGGCUCCACCCAUCUGCCUUUGUCAUUAUGAUGGCUCCAGGUUUUUUGGGGGGUGGGAGAGGGGGAGAAUCAAGGACCACAGGCCCCCCAUCUCUUCCCGGCGCUCUAAGCACCCUGGGGCCUCCCUUCCUGCCCCUGGCUGGCUGUUGGUGAUGGUCAUUCCUGUCCACCUGUCUGGGUCAGCAUUGCUGGGGGCACCCCCAACCCCUAUGUGUGCUCCCUGGUUGGUCACAUGUGUUGUCCCCAAGGGUGUGUCGCUGAUGUGGCUGCAGCCCCUCCUGCCCACCUCCAUGCAGUCCUGUGUGUAGCCACCUCCUGUAGGUGUUUGUGAUCACACCCAGCGUGUCAUUAAACAGACUUGUUAUCCCCGUC
This is a messenger RNA of Erinaceus europaeus (western European hedgehog), 2021 nucleotides long. RefSeq names its product cytoglobin (gene CYGB). The coding region runs from base 177 to 749 and encodes 190 amino acids. The transcript is spliced from 4 exons. Gene Ontology annotation, biological process: oxygen transport. Gene Ontology annotation, molecular function: iron ion binding; heme binding; oxygen binding. Lineage: Eukaryota; Metazoa; Chordata; Mammalia; Eulipotyphla; Erinaceidae. The record is from RefSeq and is a predicted model, not a curated record.